AUGGAAACCUACCACGGAUACGUGCGAACGCCCGCCGACGCCAUUCGGCUGUUCGAGGCAUGCCGACUGGGCAUCUUGCCGCGAGUGCAACGACGGCUCUCUGAGAAGGAGAGGCAAUCGAUUCGAUCCGGCUCGGUGUUUGUGUGGGAUGAGCGAGAGGCCGGCAUGCGACGAUGGACCGACGGCAAGUCGUGGAGCGCCAGCCGAGUGUCUGGCAGCUUCCUGACCUACCGCGAAAUGGAGGGCAAGCGAGGAGGCGGCUUCUCUGGCCGACGGAACGCUGGCAAGACGCCCGACUCUGGACGCGGUAGCGACGAGGACCAGGACGACGGCGAGCCCGAGGGAUACCGAUACAAGGCCGACGGCCUCAUGAAGCAGUCUUUUAGUAUCACCACUUCUACCGGCCAGCACCUCCACCUCAUCUCGUACUACUCCCGACCGCAGCCCGGUCAGCCCGACCUUCCCCAGCCAACUUCGGAUGCCACGCUGCGAGGCAUCGUCCCCGUCAAGGGCAUGUACCCCGAGUCGAGCAUGGGAGAGACCAACCCGACUCCCGCCCUCACACGAGCCCCGAUGCAACAGCCUCCAUUCAUGGUGGCACCUCAACAUCCCCAACAUCCCCAUCACCAUCCUUAUGCGCCUCAGUACGGACAGCCUGGUUACGCCUGGCCUCCUUCGCCCGUGGCGACACCUCCCUACAGCCACUACGCGGCUCCCUACCCGCAGCCUGGUCACCAUCAACCCGCCCACCAUCAGCUUCCUCCCCACGCUUCCCAGGCGCCGUUGCCUCAUCCUCAAUACUCCCAGGCACCACCCUACGACCAGCGAGCUACCCUCCCACCUCCACACUCUAAGCCAGCAGCUCUUCCUCCUUACCCCCAGCAUCCUUCGCCUCACUACACCCACACGCCGCUGCCUCCUCGACAGGGCUCGCCCCGUGAGCACCUCCAGGCUGCUGCCCAGAGUGCCAUGGUCGAUCCUCGCCUCAACACAGGCAGCCGGGGCCACCAGGGACCUCUGCCUGCUCUUGGCGCCGUCACUAGCGCAGCCUCCAGCUCCUCUCUCGCGGCAAUCAGCACUCCUCCUAACCGCGCCUUGAGUAUCAGCCCACCACGGAGCUCCCACUCGGCGGAUGUGCCUCCAAGCAACAGCAACAAGGCAAGUCUGUCGGCCCUCCUGCACCCUACCCCUGCCAGCAGUGAGCCUGGCAGUGCCAACCCCGCUACCAGCGGUAGUGCGGGCAGCAGCCCCAGGGCUAACGGCAUCUGCGGUCUCGAAAAGGGCGGCGUAAGCGAGGACGCGCGGGCGUUGAGAAUGCUAGAUCGCAAGUUUUGCAUUUAA
Messenger RNA from Ilyonectria robusta, 1341 nucleotides. RefSeq names its product Gti1/Pac2 family-domain-containing protein. The record is from RefSeq and is a predicted model, not a curated record. The transcript has a single exon. The coding region runs from base 1 to 1341 and encodes 446 amino acids. Lineage: Eukaryota; Fungi; Ascomycota; Sordariomycetes; Hypocreales; Nectriaceae. Gene Ontology annotation, molecular function: DNA binding.